CUCUUUCUCUUUCAACUUGAGACUCCAGCACACGAACCCUGAGACAGUGAAGCGCGCAUUGGCGGCGAUCUCAUGAAGAAACCAAAGCAAACCCAGUUCAGUCCCAACUGGGCUCAACUCCAACAAAAGCUGAACCUGAAUAAUAAUGGCUCCAAGACCAAAAAUUCAGAAGAAGAUACCUUAAAAUCGAUACUUGGGAAACGUAAAGAGAGGCCAGAUGAUGAAUCCAAUGAUUCUCAGAUUAAUCCUCUUAUUCCUGUCAAUGAUGAUGCAAGUCUGACAGAUGCAGUGGCCAUGGAUUGUGAGAUGGUGGGCGUUGGUUCCGGGAACAAAAGUGCCCUUGGAAGAGUAACAUUGGUUAAUAAGUGGGGAAAUGUUAUUUAUGACGAGUUUGUAAAGCCAAUUGAGCGGGUUGUUGAUUUCCGCACUAAAAUUAGUGGCCUAAGACCUCGGGAUCUGAGAAAAGGAAAGGAUUUUUGGACUGUUCAGAAGAAAGUGGCGGAGUUGAUCAAGGGAAGGAUCCUUGUUGGUCAUGCCUUGUCCAAUGACUUUAAGGCAUUAUUAUUAAGUCACCCCAAAAAGGAUAUACGAGAUACCUCUGAGUACCAACCAUUUCUAAACUCAAAUAGUAGAAUAGCAUUACGGCACCUCGCUGCGGAACGUCUUGGUGUGAAGAUCCAAACAGGAGAGCACUGCCCGAUACAAGAUGCCCGUGCUGCUAUGCUGCUUUACCAAAGAAAUAGAAAAGAAUGGGAGAAGAGCAUAAAAGAUCAAUCUCGGAACAAACAGAAGCAAAUGAAACGGAAGCAGAAAAAGAAGCAUAAGAAUGAAAAUGCUUCAGAUUCCAACCACUCUGGAAUUGAAUUGUAGCAUUUUCUACCUUUUAUACUUCAUAAAGUUCUUGUAUGGGGUCCUCUCCUUCAUUGUAUUUCUGAAAUUGAAUUACAACUUCGGUUAAAAGGAAAUGUUUUUGACACUGAUACCAUAACAUCAUUUGCACUCUAAAGUAUACUUGGCAGGAAAAGGCUCAUCUAGUUAGCAAAGUUAUAAUGUACUCGUCCUUAAUUAGGGAUGGCUAGUUCAUCUAUUUAUUUAUA
Molecule: messenger RNA, 1097 nt
Organism: Lotus japonicus
Lineage: Eukaryota; Viridiplantae; Streptophyta; Magnoliopsida; Fabales; Fabaceae
Exons: 9
Coding region: 73-870 (265 amino acids)
Biological process (GO): rRNA processing
Cellular component (GO): nucleus
Molecular function (GO): nucleic acid binding; 3'-5' exonuclease activity
Source: RefSeq, a predicted model, not a curated record